This is a messenger RNA of Drosophila eugracilis, 2419 nucleotides long. RefSeq lists its product as uncharacterized. NCBI's taxonomy places the organism in Eukaryota, Metazoa, Arthropoda, Insecta, Diptera, Drosophilidae. The coding region runs from base 371 to 2041 and encodes 556 amino acids. The record is from RefSeq and is a predicted model, not a curated record. The transcript is spliced from 6 exons.
CUAAAGCGAGCGGUUCGUGUGCCGGGAAAUCGGAAAACGUUGUUAGAGACUCUUCUCAAGCGGCAAAUUGGACAAUUUAUGAUUUUUUGUGCUGUGACAAAUGCGAUUUAUUUUGUGGACAAUAGUGGAAUUUUGGCAAUCAACUAGAAUUGUUCUGUGCGAACCAUAAAUAUUGGCUACCAAAUAGUGCGGAAAAAUAAAACAAAUACUCUUAAAUCUUAAAAAUUGCUUAAAAAAAAUAAAAACAAAACAUUAGUUGACCCCUUGGCAACACUUGCAUUUUCCCUCACGACCAAACCGCCCAAUAACUCCCGACUGACACACAUUUGAUGAGAACAAAUAGCAAACUUAAAUAAAUCAACCGAAAAUAAUGUCAAAGAAAUCAAUGGCAGGCCACGGCAGCUGCAACAUGUUGCUGCUGUGUCUGCUGCUGUUGCUGCCGUCCGUCUCCCCAAUUCGCUUGCCCAAGAACAGCGGCAACAAUGCAACAGCAACAGGAACAGCGGCGACGACAGCAACAUCUGCCAGCAGCAACAAUGCCAAUGCCAAGGCUGGUAGCAAAUAUGAGAUACGCGGCGUUGCCGGUGAACCAAAUUACAAAUCGGUGAAUCUGACCUGGGAAGUUGAAUUCGUGCCGUCGGCCCAUGACACAGAUUCGAGACCCAAUACCAACUCCAACUUCAACUCCAGAGUGGGCCAGGUGAACGCGACAAAUAUGAGCGGCGAUGUGGAACCGCCCCGGGCCCUGGCAUUCCAGAUAUUCUACUGUGAGAUGCAGAACUAUGGCCCACAGCGGUGUCGCGUCAAAUUGGUGAAUGGCACCACUGCCGAAGUGCCCCAGGAGGAGACGGAUAAGGAGAUGGACCAGCAGGACGAGCACGAUCCCUUAGGUUCUCAGGUGCAUCACUUCGCCGCUGCUGUGGACAACUUACGAAUGGCCACCAAAUACAGUUUUCACAUUCGUCCAGCGGCCCAGAAGCGCCUCCAGGCGGGCGGAACUCGCAGCUCCAAUGCUCGAGCUGAAUUCCACGAUGAGAAUGAGAUCGAGAGUGGAGCUGGGCAUCUGCCGGGCCAGAGUAUUGUCAUACCCACCAAAGGCUUCACCGCGCAUGCCACCCAGUGCUUGCCACAUGCCUCGGAAAUCGAAGUAGAAACGGGUCCUUAUUUCGGAGGACGUAUCGUCGUGGAUGGUGGAAACUGCGGCAUCAAGGGAGAUGCUAGUGAUUCCGCGGACAAGUACACGAUGAGGAUCGAUCAUAAAGAGUGCGGAAGUUUGGUGAAACCUGAGACCAACACGGUGGAGACUUUUAUCACGGUCCAGGAAAACCUUGGCAUUUUUACCCACAGCACAAGACGCUUUGUGGUGGUCUGCAGCUAUCAAUCAGGAAUGCAGACUGUGCGUGCAAGCUUCACUGUACCCGGAAAGAACGGAGUAGCUGCUGCCUACGAGCCCAACGAUCCUUUCCAACCCGAUGAUGACCAGCGCUUGGGCAGGGAACUCCGUCAGAUGCGCUACGUCAACAAGACGGAACUGGUGCUGAGGGAACCGGAAUCCAAGUCCAAUUCCGAAUCCGAUUCAGAGUCCAUGGAGCAGGCAGCGGUGGUGGAGCAAACGCAGCCACCCACCACUGAACAGGCUUCUCAACCCAGAGGUCAGGGUAGAGCUCUGAACCUCAACGAGGUCAAUAGCUUGGCGGAAGAGCCCGCGGAGGGACACCAUUUAGAGCCAGUGGUGGGCACAAAGUACGCCAAACUGGUUGUGGACCAGACACACAACUCCUGGAUGCCGGUAGAGGUGGGCUCGCCACCAGGUGGUAACGUCGAGGAUGAAGCUGUACUGCGCUAUAUUGGCUCCCAUCUGAGCAGCGUGCUGGUAACCGUUUCGCUAUCUGUGAUAAUCAUCAGCAUUUGCCUCGUUCUGCUGCAGCGCCAGCGGAUCCGCUCGCCUCCCCGCAGCCCCUCUCCCUGUUUGGCCGCCCACCUGCCGCACAAGACGCUGCCGCGUGCUCUGCAGCAGCAGCAGUACCAGUGCACCUUGUAGGUGCAUCCUCUCUCCAAUAACCACCGACUGCUCCGCCUCGUCCUCCGAUUUCCAGCUAUCUAUGCCCACUUGUCUUGCUGAAUGUCAAAAAAUAUAAAAGGAAAGAAAGAGAACUCCAUUUAGCUGAAGAUGACUGCGCAUAGCCACGCCCCCUCAAAACCCGACUCCUGGAACUAAGGUUCCCCACUCAACGGUACCAGCGGGAUCAGCAUCCUCCGAUUUACAUAAGUUAAGUCGACUUUGACACUGGCCAAGCUUUAACUGCGAUUACGAGGGAGGACGACCGGGCAAAAGGCACUUCUCAUAGAGCGAGAUUAGUCUGUAGAUUCCUAGAUGUAAGAUUUUUGUAUAAAUUAUUUAUGACCGGAAAAUAUAUAU